UCUAACGUACUGGUUCUACUGUCAACACAAACAUAUGAACAUGGAGCAGAAGUCACAUGAUAUGAUCUCCAGCACUACAGAUUUCCAAACAGAUUUCCAAGCAGUGGACGGGGUUGUUCAGUCAUGGAUGAUUGAUUAUUACUUUACCUCGCUGUGUCGGCUCUUUAGAGACAGAUCUGCGGGGAAGUUUCGCAGGACUUUAAACAUAUUUCAGGCAACAGUGGAUGAGCUUGAAUCAUGUUCUGCCAGUCGUGAUCAUUCAUCUCAGAGAACCAUCUGUUGUUUCCUUGCCAGAGUGGUGGACGGCGAAGAACUGAAUGUCCACUAUGAAAAGAAUGAUCAGGUCACCCCCUUGAUGUCAGCGGUGCACGUUUGGGAUUUAUUGGAGGAUUUAGUUUCUGAUUCUACUUUACACACUAAGAUCAGGAAUCUACUGAUUGUUCAGAGUGUUGCCGUGUGUGUAAGAAAUGGGAAUUCACAGAUGGGGAAGGACACACUGCAGUGGCUGGAAGAAGAGACUCAGAUACCAGAGAAACUACAUGGAAAGCUGACCAGCAUUGUGAACAAGAAAGAUGCAUAUGACCAACUUCUCAUGAACUUAACUUACAAUCAGCUCCUGGAGAAAAUUGACAUGUUCCUUGACUCUCAGGAGGAUGCUUCUCAUUUCUUACUUGAGGCAGCAUUAAAAGUGGUUCAGGCACGUCAAGAAAGAUCGGAUCAAGCUUCAUGUGAACAGGACGGUGGCAAGAAGGCGUUGUCCAGCCCGGAGUCAACAAACGAUUCAAAAGAGAAUGACGGCCAAGUGGACCCUUUGGUGGUAAAUAACAGGCAUAAAAAGAAACUUUUGUCAAAACAAGUUGGCCCAUGGAAACCCGAAACAGCAAAGAAAAAACAAAGAAUGCUCAGGAGAAGCUCUGUUUGUGAGGUUACCCAGAGGAGUAGUGUUCCUUCAGUAUUAGAAAGUAAUAUUAGUACAACAAGCCGAAGCAGGAGGAAAUGGACUUCAGAAGAAGAUAAGAAGCUUAAAGCAGGUGUGAGGCAGUAUGGGGUGGGGAAAUGGGCCUCAAUUCUGAUUGAAUUUGAUUUCGAGAAUCGUACCAGUGUCAUGCUAAAGGACAGGUGGAGAACGAUGAAGAAACACAACAUGGUCUAAGUUUCCGAGGACUUGUUUGAAUUUUUCCUGUGUUUCUUUUUAAUUUUUCAAGUUUUAUUUUUUUAAGUACCUUUGGAGUUAUUGCUUGAAAGUUGUCAUAAUUAGCAAGCAGUGCGGUUUAUGUAAAUGUAUUGAGUGGAACAUGUAUAUGCAUGGUCAUGUUUAUAAGGCCUUUUUCCCCCACAGAAUUUUACUUAUGCUUUAUUUUGAGAGAAAAACUAAAGUACAGCGGCAUCACAUUUUGCCCAUUUAUUUGUUGUAAAUAAACUAAGAGCAAAUUGCAGUCUGAUUUGUUUUUGAAUGAUAAAUAUUUGUCCACUAGAGGGCGUAUGUAAGAAAAAGUGAUCUAUGUUUUGCCUUUAAAUUUUGUGAAGAUAUUUGUCAGAAAAACGUGUUCAUUUAAAGCAACAAAGCUGUUCAGACAUAAAGGUUUUGAAAAAAUGUUUUCUGACAUAUUGUUCCUAUGAGGAUUUGUUUAGUAAAACACC
Messenger RNA from Triplophysa rosa, 1641 nucleotides. It is a transcript of the gene terf1, whose product is annotated as telomeric repeat binding factor (NIMA-interacting) 1. The coding region runs from base 35 to 1153 and encodes 372 amino acids. Gene Ontology annotation, biological process: telomere maintenance. Gene Ontology annotation, cellular component: nucleus; chromosome, telomeric region. The transcript has 10 exons. Gene Ontology annotation, molecular function: protein homodimerization activity; telomeric repeat DNA binding. NCBI's taxonomy places the organism in Eukaryota, Metazoa, Chordata, Actinopteri, Cypriniformes, Nemacheilidae. The record is from RefSeq and is a predicted model, not a curated record.